Molecule: messenger RNA, 16898 nt
Organism: Condylura cristata (star-nosed mole)
Lineage: Eukaryota; Metazoa; Chordata; Mammalia; Eulipotyphla; Talpidae
Gene: UBR4
Product: ubiquitin protein ligase E3 component n-recognin 4
Exons: 105
Coding region: 1-15336 (5111 amino acids)
Molecular function (GO): zinc ion binding; protein binding
Source: RefSeq, a predicted model, not a curated record
AUGGCGACGAGCGGCGGCGAAGAGGCGGUGGCAGCGGUGCCGGCGCCUGGGGCCCCGGCGACGGGAGCGGAUACGACCCUGGGCUGGGAGGUGGCGGUGCGGCCCCUGCUGUCUGCGUCCUAUUCCGCCUUCGAGAUGAAGGAGUUGCCGCAGCUGGUGGCCUCAGUCAUCGAGAGUGAAUCAGAAAUCCUGCAUCACGAGAAGCAGUACGAGCCGUUCUACUCAUCUUUCGUUGCGCUUUCCACACACUAUAUUACAACAGUCUGCAGCCUCAUUCCCCGGAAUCAGCUUCAGUCCGUAGCAGCAGCUUGUAAAGUCCUGAUUGAAUUUUCUCUCCUGCGUCUGGAGAAUCCAGAUGAGGCUUGUGCUGUGUCUCAGAAACACUUGAUUCUUUUGAUCAAGGGCUUAUGCACUGGCUGUAGCCGGCUAGACAGAACUGAAAUAAUCACAUUUACAGCGAUGAUGAAAUCGGCCAAGCUGCCUCAGACAGUGAAGACACUCUCGGAUGUGGAAGAUCAGAAAGAGCUGGCCUCUCCAGUUAGCCCUGAGCUGAGGCAGAAGGAAGUACAGAUGAAUUUUUUGAACCAGCUGACAUCAGUUUUUAAUCCUAGAACUGUAGCAUCACCUCCUGUUGGUCCACAGACUCCGGCGGAAGGGGAAAAUGAUGAACAGUCAUCCACAGAUCAAGCCUCUGCUAUCAAAACCAAGAAUGUGUUCAUAGCUCAGAAUGUGGCUAGUCUUCAAGAGCUUGGUGGCUCUGAGAAGUUGCUGCGUGUGUGUUUGAACCUGCCUUACUUCCUGCGCUACAUCAACCGGUUUCAGGAUGCAGUGUUGGCCAAUUCCUUCUUCAUCAUGCCAGCGACAGUAGCCGAUGCCACUGCUGUUCGUAAUGGUUUUCACUCGCUGGUGAUUGAUGUAACCAUGGCACUGGAUACUCUCUCUCUACCUGUGUUGGAACCUCUCAACCCUUCUCGUCUGCAAGAUGUGACAGUGCUCAGCCUAAGUUGUCUCUAUGCGGGGGUGAGUGUGGCUACCUGCAUGGCCAUCCUCCAUGUGGGUAGCGCUCAGCAAGUGCGCACAGGGUCCACGAGCUCCAAGGAAGAAGACUAUGAGAGCGACGCGGCUACAAUCGUCCAGAAAUGUCUUGAAAUCUAUGACAUGAUUGGGCAAGCGAUCAGCAAUUCCCGCCGAGCUGGUGGCGAGCACUACCAGAACUUCCAGUUGCUGGGUGCCUGGUGUUUGUUGAACAGCCUUUUCCUCAUACUGAAUCUCAGUCCUACUGCCUUGGCUGACAAGGGAAAAGAGAAAGACCCGCUGGCUGCACUCCGAGUCAGAGACAUCCUUUCACGGACAAAAGAGGGCGUGGGCUCUCCUAAGUUGGGGCCUGGCAAGGGGCAUCAGGGUUUUGGGGUGCUCUCGGUAAUAUUGGCGAACCAUGCUGUGAAAUUGUUAACAUCUCUCUUUCAAGACCUGCAAGUCGAGGCUCUCCAUAAGGGCUGGGAGGCGGACGGCCCCCCUGCGGCCUUGAGCAUUAUGGCGCAGAGCACCUCCAUCCAGAGGAUCCAGCGGCUGAUCGACUCUGUCCCACUGACGAACCUGCUGCUGACCUUACUCUCAACUUCAUACAGAAAGGCCUGCGUCCUGCAACGGCAGAGGAAGGGCUCCAUGAGCAGUGACGCCAGCGCCUCCACGGACUCCAACACCUACUACGAGGACGAUUUCAGCAGCACGGAGGAAGACAGCAGCCAAGAUGAUGACAGUGAACCCAUUUUGGGACAGUGGUUUGAGGAGACCAUCUCCCCCAGUAAAGAGAAAGUGGCCCCUCCGCCUCCUCCCCCACCUCCUCCACUGGAGAGCUCCCCUCGAGUUAAAAGCCCUAGUAAGCAUGCCCCUGGUGAGAAGGGCAACAUUUUGGCUAGUCGCAAAGAUCCUGAAUUGUUUUUAGGUUUGGCUUCCAAUAUUUUGAACUUCAUCACCUCUUCCAUGCUGAAUUCUCGGAAUAAUUUCAUCCGAAACUACCUGAGUGUGUCUCUUUCGGAACACCAUAUGGCUACUCUGGCCAGCAUCAUUAAGGAAGUGGACAAAGAUGGACUCAAGGGUUCAUCAGAUGAAGAGUUUGCUGCCGCCCUCUAUCACUUCAACCACUCUCUGGUAACUUCUGACCUCCAGUCACCUCACCUGCAGAACACACUGCUGCAGCAGCUGGGAGUGGCUCCUUUUUCUGAGGGGCCCUGGCCCCUGUUCAUCCACCCUCAAAGCCUCUCUGUGCUUUCACGCCUCCUACUCAUCUGGCAGCAUAAAGCGGGUGUUCAAGGGGACCCUGACGUCCCGGAAUGCCUCAAAGUGUGGGACAGGUUUUUGUCGACAAUGAAACAGAACGCCCUGCAGGGGGUGGUGCCCAACGAGACGGAAGAUUUGAAUGUGGAACACCUGCAGCUGCUGCUGCUCAUCUUCCACAACUUCACUGAGAAGGGCCGGCGGGCCAUACUGACGCUGUUUGUGCAGACCAUGCAGGAGCUGAGCUCCCACAUGGACACCCAGAUGCGCUGCGUGCCGCUCCUCUUGGCUCGACUCCUGUUGAUCUUUGACUACCUGCUUCACCAGUACUCCAAAGCCCCCGUGUAUCUGUUUGAGCAGGUGCAGCAUAACCUGCUAAGUCCUCCUUUUGGGUGGGCAAGUGGAUCCCAGGACAGCAACAGCCGCCGGGCGACCACCCCUCUCUAUCAUGGGUUCAAAGAAGUAGAAGAAAACUGGUCGAAGCAUUUUUCAUCAGAUGCAGUCCCACAGCCCAGAUUCUACUGUGUCCUGUCCCCAGAAGCCUCAGAGGAUGAUUUGAACCGACUCGAUUCUGUGGCAUGUGACGUCCUCUUCUCCAAGCUUGUCAAGUACGAUGAGCUUUACACUGCACUGACAUCUCUGCUUGCGGCCGGGUCCCAGCUUGAUACAGUGAGAAGAAAGGAAAACAAGAGCAUAACAGCCCUGGAGGCCUGUGCCCUUCAGUACUACUUUCUGAUACUUUGGAGGAUCCUAGGUAUUUUGCCGCCCUCCAAGACUUACAUGAACCAGCUGGCCAUGAACUCGCCUGAGAUGAGUGAAUGUGACAUCUUACACACUCUGCGCUGGUCUUCCCGCCUGCGGAUCGGCUCCUAUGUCACCUGGAUAAAGGAUCACCUUAUCAAACAGGGGAUGAAGGCUGAACACGCGGGGUCGCUCUUAGAGCUGGCAUCCACCAAGUGCAGCUCAGUGAGAUACGAUGUUGAGAUUGUAGAGGAAUACUUUGCUCGACAGAUCUCAUCGUUCUGUAGCAUCGACUGUACCACCAUCUUGCAGCUCCAUGAAAUCCCCAGUCUGCAGUCCAUCUAUACCCUGGAUGCCGCCAUCUCGAAGGUCCAGGUCUCUUUGGAUGAACAUUUUUCUAAGAUGGCUGCUGAGACUGAUCCUCAUAAGUCAUCUGAGAUCACCAAGAACCUGCUUCCUGCCACGCUGCAGCUUAUUGACACCUACGCAUCUUUCACUAGAGCCUAUUUGCUACAGAACUUUAAUGAAGAGGGAGCUACUGAAAAACCUUCCCAGGAGAAAUUGCAUGGAUUUGCUGCUGUUUUGGCCAUUGGCUCCAGUAGGUGCAAGGCGAACACUCUCGGCCCAGCGUUGGUCCAGAAUCUGCCUUCAUCGGUGCAGACUGUGUGUGACUCCUGGAACAGCAUCAGCACCAAUGAGUUUCCCAACAUCGGGUCCUGGCGCAAUGCCUUUGCCAAUGACACCAUCCCUUCAGAGAGCUACAUCAGUGCUGUGCAGGCUGCUCACCUGGGGACUCUGUGUGGCCAAAGUCUGUCCCUGGCUGCUUCCUUGAAGCAUACCCUGCUCUCCCUGGUCAGGCUGACUGGAGAUCUUAUUGUUGGACUAGAUGAAUCAAUCUUAGAGGAAUGUCUUCAGUAUUUGGAAAAGCAGCUGGAAAGCAGCCAGGCUCGUAAAGCUAUGGAGGAAUUUUUCUCGGACAGUGGAGAACUUGUGCAGAUCAUGAUGGCAACAGCCAAUGAGAACCUCUCUGCUAAAUUCUGUAACCGAGUUUUGAAAUUCUUCACCAAACUCUUCCAGCUGACUGAGAAGAGCCCUAACCCGAGCCUUCUGCAUCUCUGUGGCUCUCUGGCACAGCUGGCUUGUGUAGAGCCCGUGCGUCUUCAGGCCUGGCUCACGCGCAUGACCACCUCACCCCCCAAAGAUUCCGAUCAGCUGGAUAUGAUUCAGGAGAACCGACAGCUGUUGCAGUCGUUGACGACAUACAUUGUUCGGGAAAACAGCCAAGUUGGAGAAGGCGUAUGUGCUGUGCUUCUGGGCACCCUAAUCCCCAUGGCAACAGAGAUGCUGGCCAACGGUGAUGGGACUGGGUUCCCUGAACUCAUGGUUGUGAUGGCUACCCUGGCCAGCGCAGGUCAAGGCGCUGGCCAUCUUCAGCUUCAUAAUGCUGCUGUGGACUGGCUGAGUAGAUGCAAGAAAUACCUGUCACAGAAGAAUGUGGUUGAAAAGCUGAACGCCAACGUAAUGCAUGGAAAGCAUGUGGUCGUCUUGGAGUGCACGUGCCAUAUUAUGUCUUACUUGGCUGAUGUCACCAAUGCCUUGAGCCAGAGUAAUGGUCAAGGUCCAAGUCACCUCUCGGUGGAUGGGGAAGAGCGGGCCAUUGAGGUGGACUCAGACUGGGUGGAGGAGCUGGCAGUGGAGGAGGAAGACUCACAGGCCGAGGACUCAGAUGAAGAUUCUCUUUGCAAUAAACUGUGCACUUUUACCAUCACUCAGAAGGAAUUUAUGAACCAGCAUUGGUACCACUGUCACACCUGCAAAAUGGUUGAUGGGGUGGGCGUGUGCACAGUCUGUGCCAAGGUGUGCCACAAGGAUCAUGAAAUCUCCUAUGCCAAGUAUGGGUCCUUCUUCUGUGACUGUGGAGCCAAGGAAGAUGGUAGCUGCUUGGCGCUGGUAAAGCGGACUCCUAGCAGCGGCAUGAGCUCCGCCUUGAAGGAGUCAGCGUUUCAAAGUGAACCCAGGCUUUCAGAGAGUUUGGUGCGUCACACGAGCACGUCCCCUGCUGACAAGGCCAAAGUCACCAUCAGUGACGGGAAGGCUGCUGACGAGGAGAAGCCCAAGAAGAGCAGCCUGUGCCGGACAGUGGAGGGCUGCCGGGAAGAACUGCAGAACCAGGCCAAUUUCUCCUUCGCUCCUCUCGUGUUAGACAUGCUCAAUUUCCUCAUGGAUGCCAUUCAGACCAACUUUCAACAGGCUUCAGCUGUGGGGAGCAGCAGCCGGGCUCAGCAAGCCCUCCGCGAGCUGCAUACAGUGGAGAAGGUGGUUGAGAUGACAGACCAGCUGAUGGUUCCCACCUUAGGCUCUCAAGAAGGUGCUUUUGAAAACGUUCGGAUGAACUACAGUGGAGACCAGGGCCAGACUAUUCGGCAGCUCAUCAGCGCCCAUGUUCUCAGACGGGUGGCAAUGUGUGUGCUCUCCUCACCCCACGGGCGCCGCCAGCAUUUGGCUGUCAGCCACGAGAAGGGCAAGAUCACUGUCCUGCAACUCUCCGCACUCCUGAAGCAAGCAGAUUCCAGCAAAAGGAAGUUGACUCUGACCCGCUUGGCGUCUGCCCCGGUCCCCUUUACUGUGUUGAGCCUCACUGGAAAUCCUUGCAAGGAGGACUACCUUGCUGUUUGUGGGCUGAAGGACUGCCACGUGCUGACCUUCAGCAGCUCAGGCUCAGUUUCGGAUCACUUGGUGUUGCAUCCUCAGUUGGCAACAGGGAACUUCAUCAUCAAAGCUGUGUGGCUACCUGGUUCACAGACUGAAUUAGCAAUUGUCACUGCAGACUUUGUCAAGAUUUAUGACCUAUCUGUAGAUGCCUUGAGUCCAACCUUCUACUUCCUCCUGCCAAGCUCUAAGAUAAGAGAUGUUACCUUCCUCUUCAAUGAGGAAGGAAAGAAUAUCAUCGUCAUAAUGUCUUCCGCGGGGUACAUUUACACGCAGCUCAUGGAGGAGGCCAGCAGUGCUCAGCAAGGCCCUUUCUAUGUCACCAAUGUCCUAGAAAUCAAUCACGAGGACUUGAAGGACAGUAACAGUCAGGUGGCAGGCGGUGGCGUGUCUGUGUACUACUCUCAUGUGCUGCAGCUGCUGUUCUUCAGCUAUUCUCAGGGCAGGUCAUUUGCCGCCACCAUCAGCAGGACGACUCUGGAGGUGCUGCAGCUCUUCUCCAUUAACAUCAAAAGUUCCAACGGUGGCAGUAAGACAUCUCCUGCCCUGUGCCAGUGGUCUGAGGUGAUGAACCACCCUGGCUUGGUGUGUUGUGUCCAGCAAACUACCGGUGUGCCUCUGGUAGUCAUGGUGAAACCAGACACUUUCCUCAUCCAGGAGAUCAAGACUCUUCCUGCUAAGGCUAAGAUCCAAGACAUGGUCGCCAUUAGGCACACAGCCUGCAAUGAGCAGCAGCGGACAACGAUGAUCUUGCUGUGUGAGGACGGCAGCCUGCGCAUCUACAUGGCCAACGUGGAGAGCACUUCCUACUGGCUCCAGCCGUCCCUGCAGCCCAGCAGUGUCAUCAGCAUCAUGAAGCCGGUUCGAAAGCGCAAAACAGCUACCAUCACCACCCGCACAUCUAGCCAGGUGACCUUUCCCAUUGACUUCUUCGAGCACAACCAGCAGCUGACAGACGUGGAGUUUGGUGGCAAUGACCUCCUGCAGGUCUACAAUGCACAACAGAUAAAGCACCGACUGAACUCCACGGGCAUGUACGUGGCCAACACCAAGCCCGGGGGCUUCACCAUCGAGAUCACUAACAACAGCAGCACGAUGGUGAUGACAGGCAUGCGGAUUCAGACUGGGACACAGGCCAUCGAGCGGGCACCCUCGUACAUUGAGAUCUUCGGCAGAACAAUGCAGCUUAACUUGAGUCGCUCCCGCUGGUUUGACUUCCCCUUCACCCGAGAGGAAGCCCUGCAGGCCGAUAAGAAGCUGAAUCUCUUCAUUGGGGCAUCCGUGGAUCCAGCAGGAGUCACCAUGAUUGAUGCUGUAAAAAUUUACGGCAAGACUAAGGAGCAGUUCGGCUGGCCUGAUGAGCCCCCAGAAGAAUUUCCUUCUGCCUCCGUCAGCAACAUCUGCCCUUCAAACUUGAACCAGAGCAAUGGCACGGGAGACAGUGACUCCGCUGCCCCCACUACCACUAGUGGAACUGUCCUGGAGAGGCUGGUUGUGAGUUCUUUAGAAGCCCUGGAAAGCUGCUUUGCUGUUGGCCCAAUCAUCGAGAAGGAAAAAAACAAGAAUGCAGCUCAGGAGCUGGCUACUUUGCUGCUGUCCCUGCCAGCACCUGCCAGUGUCCAGCAGCAAUCCAAGAGCCUCCUGGCCAGCCUGCACACCAGCCGCUCGGCCUAUCACAGCCACAAGGAUCAGGCCUUGCUGAGCAAAGCUGUGCAGUGUCUCAACACAUUCAGCAAAGAAGGCAAGGAUUUGGACCCUGAGGUCUUCCAGAGGCUGGUGAUCACAGCUCGCUCCAUUGCUAUCAUGCGCCCUAACAACCUUGUCCACUUUACGGAGUCAAAGCUGCCCCAGAUGGAAACAGAAGGAGUGGAUGAGGGAAGAGAACCUCAGAAGCAGUUGGAAGGAGACUGCUGUAGUUUUAUCACUCAGCUGGUUAACCACUUCUGGAAACUCCACGCGUCUAAACCCAAGAAUGCUUUCUUGGCGCCGGCCUGCCUGCCGGGCCUAACUCACAUCGAAGCUACUGUCAAUGCUCUGGUGGACAUCAUCCACGGCUACUGUACUUGCGAGCUGGACUGUAUCAACACGGCCUCCAAGAUCUACCUGCAGAUGCUGCUGUGUCCGGACCCUGCUGUGAGCUUCUCUUGUAAACAAGCUCUAAUUCGAGUCCUAAGGCCCAGGAACAAACGGAGACAUGUGACCUUGCCCUCUUCCCCUCGAAGCAACACUCCGAUGGGAGACAAGGAUGAUGAUGACGACGAUGAUGCGGAUGAGAAAAUGCAGUCAUCAGGGAUCCCGAAUGGUGCCCACAUUCGUCAGGAAAGCCAGGAACAGAGUGAGGUGGACCAUGGAGAUUUUGAGAUGGUGUCUGAGUCGAUGGUCCUGGAGACAGCUGAAAAUGUCAACAAUGGCAAUCCCUCUCCCCUGGAGGCCCUGCUAGCGGGCGCAGAGGGGUUCCCCCCCAUGCUGGACAUCCCACCUGAUGCAGAUGACGAGACCAUGGUUGAGCUAGCCAUUGCCCUGAGCCUGCAGCAGGACCAACAAGGCAGCAGCAGCAGUGCCCUGGGCCUGCAGAGCCUGGGGCUGUCCGGCCAGGCACCCAGCUCUUCCUCUCUGGACGCAGGAACCCUCUCUGACACCACAGCAUCAGCUCCAGCUUCAGACGAUGAGGGCAGCACAGCAGCAACUGAUGGUUCCACCCUGCGGACCUCUCCUGCUGACCAUGGUGGGAGUGUGGGCUCGGAGAGCGGGGGCAGUGCAGUGGACUCAGUGGCUGGCGAGCACAGUGUGUCUGGCCGGAGUAGUGCGUAUGGUGAUGGCACAGCAGAGGGGCAUCCAGCUGGGCCAGGAAGCGUCAGCUCAAGUACCGGCGCCAUCAGCACCACCACCGGACACCAGGAAGGAGAUGGCUCUGAGGGAGAAGGAGAAGGGGAAGGGGAAGGAGAUGUUCACACCAGCAACAGGCUACACAUGGUUCGGCUGAUGUUGCUGGAGAGACUGCUGCAGACCCUGCCGCAGCUGAGAAAUGUCGGAGGCGUGCGGGCCAUCCCCUACAUGCAGGUCAUUCUGAUGCUUACAGCAGAUCUGGAUGGAGAGGAUGAGAAGGACAAAGGGGCCUUAGACAACCUGCUCUCCCAGCUUACUGCUGAGCUGGGCCUGGAGAAAAAGGAUGUCUCCAAGAAGAAUGAGCGCAGCGCCCUGAAUGAGGUCCAUCUGGUCGUGAUGAGACUGCUGAGUGUGUUCAUGUCCCGGACCAAGUCCGGGUCCAAGUCAUCCACGUGUGAGUCGUCUUCCCUCAUCUCCAGUGCCACAGCCGCAGCCUUGCUGAGCUCUGGCGCCGUGGACUACUGCCUGCACGUGCUCAGGUCCUUGCUGGACUACUGGAAGAGCCAGCAGAACGACGAGGAGCCCGUGGCUGCCAGCCAGCUGUUGAAACCGCACACGACUUCCUCCCCACCAGACAUGAGCCCGUUCUUUCUCCGCCAGUAUGUGAAGGGUCACGCUGCUGAUGUGUUUGAGGCCUAUACUCAGCUCCUAACAGAGAUGGUACUGAGACUGCCAUACCAGAUCAAAAAGAUCGCUGACACCAAUUCUCGAAUCCCACCUCCUGUCUUUGAUCAUUCCUGGUUUUACUUUCUCUCAGAGUACCUAAUGAUCCAGCAAACUCCAUUUGUGCGCCGUCAAGUCCGCAAGCUGUUGCUCUUCAUCUGCGGGUCCAAGGAGAAGUACCGCCAGCUCCGUGACCUGCACACUCUGGACUCACACGUGCGCGCGAUCAAGAAGCUGCUGGAAGAGCAGGGCAUAUUCCUCCGGGCAAGCGUGGUCACAGCCAGCUCGGGCUCCGCCUUGCAGUAUGACACGCUCAUCAGCCUGAUGGAGCACCUGAAAGCGUGCGCGGAGAUCGCCGCCCAGCGAACCAUCAACUGGCAGAAGUUCUGCAUCAAAGACGACUCUGUCCUGUACUUCCUCCUCCAAGUCAGCUUCCUGGUGGACGAGGGGGUGUCCCCGGUGUUGCUGCAGCUGCUCUCCUGUGCGCUGUGUGGCAGCAAAGUGCUCGCUGCCCUGGCAGCCUCAGCAGGUUCCUCCAGUGCUUCCUCCACCUCAGCCCCUGUGGCCACCAGUUCUGGACAGGCUGCCACACAGUCCAAGUCAUCCACUAAGAAGAGCAAGAAAGAAGAAAAGGAAAAGGAGAAAGAGGGUGAAAGCUCCGGCAGCCAGGAGGACCAGCUAUGCACAGCUCUGGUGAACCAGCUGAACAAAUUUGCAGAUAAAGAGACCUUGGUCCAGUUUCUGCGUUGCUUCCUCCUAGAGUCCAAUUCUUCCUCAGUCCGCUGGCAGGCCCACUGCCUGACUCUGCACAUCUACAGAAACUCCAGCAAGUCGCAACAAGAGCUCCUCCUAGACCUGAUGUGGUCCAUAUGGCCAGAGCUCCCAGCCUACGGUCGUAAGGCUGCCCAGUUUGUGGAUCUAUUAGGGUAUUUCUCUCUGAAAACCCCACAAACAGAGAAGAAGCUGAAGGAGUAUUCGCAGAAGGCACUGGAAAUUCUACGCACUCAGAACCACAUUCUCACCAACCAUCCCAACUCUAACAUUUAUAACACCUUGUCCGGCUUGGUGGAGUUUGAUGGCUAUUACCUGGAGAGUGACCCCUGCCUAGUGUGUAAUAAUCCAGAAGUGCCAUUUUGUUAUAUCAAGCUUUCUUCCAUUAAAGUGGACACACGGUACACCACCACCCAGCAGGUUGUGAAGCUCAUUGGCAGCCACACCAUCAGCAAAGUGACAGUGAAAAUUGGGGACCUGAAACGGACUAAGAUGGUGCGAACUGUCAACCUCUAUUACAACAACCGAACUGUGCAGGCCAUUGUGGAGCUGAAAAACAAGCCGGCUCGCUGGCACAAGGCCAAGAAGGUCCAGCUGACCCCUGGUCAGACAGAGGUGAAGAUUGACCUCCCCUUGCCCAUUGUGGCUUCCAACCUGAUGAUUGAAUUUGCGGACUUCUAUGAGAACUAUCAGGCCUCUACGGAGACCCUGCAGUGCCCACGCUGCAGUGCCUCGGUUCCUGCCAACCCAGGGGUCUGUGGCAACUGUGGAGAGAACGUCUACCAGUGUCACAAAUGCCGGUCCAUCAACUAUGACGAGAAGGACCCCUUCCUCUGUAAUGCCUGUGGCUUCUGUAAAUAUGCUCGCUUCGACUUCAUGCUCUAUGCCAAGCCUUGCUGUGCGGUGGAUCCCAUCGAGAAUGAAGAAGACCGGAAGAAGGCUGUUUCCAACAUCAAUACCCUGCUGGACAAAGCGGAUCGGGUGUACCACCAGCUGAUGGGACAUCGGCCACAGCUGGAAAACCUGCUCUGCAAAGUCAACGAGGCAGCGCCUGAGAAGCCACAGGAUGACUCGGGAACGGCUGGGGGCAUCAGUUCCACUUCCGCCAGCGUGAAUCGGUAUAUCCUGCAGUUGGCCCAGGAGUACUGUGGGGACUGCAAGAACUCUUUUGAUGAGCUCUCCAAGAUCAUCCAGAAAGUUUUUGCCUCACGCAAAGAGCUGUUGGAAUAUGACCUGCAGCAGCGGGAGGCGGCGACCAAGUCGUCCCGAACCUCCGUGCAGCCCACCUUCACCGCCAGCCAGUACCGCGCCCUGUCUGUCCUGGGCUGCGGCCACACGUCGUCCACCAAGUGCUACGGCUGCGCCUCGGCCGUCACGGAGCACUGCAUCACUCUGCUCCGGGCCCUGGCCACCAACCCGGCCCUCAGGCACAUCCUCGUCUCGCAGGGCCUCAUCCGGGAGCUCUUCGACUACAAUCUCCGCCGAGGCUCUGCGGCCAUGAGGGAGGAGGUCCGCCAGCUCAUGUGCCUCCUCACUCGAGAUAAUCCAGAAGCCACUCAGCAAAUGAAUGACCUGAUUAUUGGCAAAGUCUCCACAGCCCUGAAGGGCCACUGGGCCAAUCCUGAUCUGGCAAGUAGUCUUCAGUACGAAAUGCUGUUGCUGACAGAUUCAAUCUCGAAGGAGGACAGCUGCUGGGAGCUCCGGCUGCGCUGCGCACUCAGCCUGUUCCUCAUGGCUGUGAACAUUAAGACCCCCGUGGUGGUUGAGAACAUUACCCUUAUGUGCCUGCGGAUCCUGCAGAAGCUGAUUAAACCGCCGGCUCCAACCAGCAAGAAGAACAAGGAUGUUCCUGUGGAGGCCCUCACUACAGUGAAGCCAUACUGCAAUGAGAUCCACGCCCAGGCUCAGCUGUGGCUCAAGAGAGACCCCAAAGCGUCCUAUGAAGCCUGGAAGAAGUGUCUCCCUAUUAGAGGUUUAGAUGGCAACGGGAAGUCCCCCAGCAAAUCGGAACUGCACCAUCUCUAUCUGACUGAGAAGUACGUGUGGAGGUGGAAGCAGUUCCUGAGUCGCCGUGGGAAGAGGACCUCCCCCUUGGACCUCAAGCUGGGCCACAACAACUGGCUGCGGCAGGUGCUCUUCACACCCGCAACGCAAGCCGCGCGGCAGGCAGCCUGCACCAUCGUGGAAGCACUGGCCACCAUUCCCAGCCGCAAGCAGCAGGUCCUCGACCUUCUCACCAGUUACCUGGAUGAACUGAGCGUGGCCGGGGAGUGUGCGGCCGAGUACCUGGCUCUGUACCAGAAGCUCAUCAGCUCAGCUCACUGGAAGGUCUACUUGGCAGCACGGGGAGUGCUGCCCUAUGUGGGCAACCUCAUCACCAAGGAAAUUGCCCGCUUGCUAGCCCUGGAGGAGGCCACUCUGAGCACUGACCUGCAGCAGGGCUAUGCCCUCAAGAGUCUCACAGGCCUCCUCUCCUCCUUCGUCGAGGUGGAAUCCAUCAAAAGGCACUUUAAGAGCCGUUUGGUGGGCACUGUGCUGAACGGGUACCUGUGCUUGCGGAAGCUGGUGGUGCAGCGGACCAAGCUCAUCGACGAGACCCAGGAUAUGCUGCUGGAGAUGCUGGAGGACAUGACCACAGGUACAGAAUCAGAAACCAAAGCCUUCAUGGCCGUGUGCAUCGAGACAGCCAAGCGCUACAAUCUAGAUGACUACCGGACUCCUGUCUUCAUCUUUGAGCGACUCUGCAGCAUCAUUUAUCCGGAGGAGAAUGAAGUCACCGAGUUUUUUGUGACCCUGGAGAAGGAUCCCCAGCAAGAAGACUUCUUACAGGGCAGGAUGCCUGGAAACCCGUACAGCAGCAACGAGCCAGGCAUCGGGCCGCUCAUGAGGGAUAUCAAGAACAAGAUCUGCCAGGACUGUGACUUGGUGGCUCUCCUGGAGGAUGACAGUGGAAUGGAGCUUCUAGUGAACAACAAAAUCAUUAGUCUGGACCUUCCCGUGGCUGAGGUGUACAAGAAGGUCUGGUGUACCACGAAUGAGGGAGAGCCCAUGAGGAUCGUUUAUCGGAUGCGGGGGCUGCUGGGUGAUGCCACUGAGGAGUUUAUCGAGUCCCUGGACUCUACCACAGAUGAAGAAGAAGAUGAAGAAGAAGUGUAUAAGAUGGCUAGUGUGAUGGCUCAGUGUGGCGGCCUGGAGUGCAUGCUUAACAGACUUGCUGGGAUCAGAGAUUUCAAGCAGGGGCGUCACCUUCUAACAGUGCUGUUGAAACUGUUCAGUUACUGUGUGAAGGUGAAAGUCAACCGGCAGCAGCUGGUCAAACUGGAAAUGAACACUUUGAACGUCAUGCUGGGGACUUUAAACUUGGCGCUGGUAGCUGAGCAAGAGAGCAAGGACAGCGGGGGCGCGGCUGUGGCCGAGCAGGUGCUCAGCAUCAUGGAGAUCAUUCUGGAUGAGUCCAAUGCUGAGCCCCUGAGCGAAGACAAGGGCAAUCUCCUGCUGACGGGUGACAAAGACCAACUCGUGAUGCUCUUGGACCAGAUCAAUAGCACCUUUGUUCGCUCCAACCCCAGUGUCCUCCAGGGCUUGCUUCGCAUCAUCCCGUACCUUUCCUUUGGAGAGGUGGAGAAAAUGCAAAUCUUGGUGGAGCGGUUCAAACCAUACUGCAGCUUUGACAAGUAUGAUGAAGACCACAGUGGUGAUGAUAAAGUGUUCCUGGACUGCUUCUGUAAAAUAGCAGCUGGCAUCAAGAACAACAGCAAUGGGCAUCAGCUGAAGGAUCUGAUUCUCCAGAAGGGAAUCACCCAGAGUGCACUUGACUACAUGAAAAAGCACAUUCCCAGUGCCAAGAACUUGGAUGCAGACGUCUGGAAAAAGUUUUUGUCUCGUCCAGCCCUGCCAUUUAUCUUGAGACUUCUUCGAGGACUGGCCAUCCAGCACCCUGCCACCCAGGUUCUGAUAGGAACAGACUCCAUCACAAACCUGCACAAGCUGGAGCAGGUGUCCAGCGACGAGGGCAUCGGGACUCUGGCGGAGAACCUGCUGGAGGCACUGCGGGAGCACGCCGAGGUGAACAAGAAGAUCGACGCAGCCCGCAGGGAGACCCGGGCGGAGAAGAAACGCAUGGCCAUGGCGAUGCGGCAGAAGGCGCUGGGCACCCUGGGCAUGACGACAAAUGAGAAGGGCCAGGUUGUGACCAAGACGGCGCUCCUGAAGCAGAUGGAGGAGCUGAUCGAGGAGCCGGGCCUCACGUGCUGCAUCUGCAGGGAGGGCUACAAGUUCCAGCCCACGAAGGUCCUGGGCAUUUAUACCUUCACCAAGCGAGUGGCCUUGGAGGAGAUGGAGAAUAAGCCCCGGAAACAGCAGGGCUACAGCACCGUGUCCCAUUUCAACAUCGUGCACUACGACUGCCACUUGGCCGCCGUCAGGCUGGCUCGAGGCCGGGAAGAGUGGGAAAGUGCCGCCCUCCAGAACGCCAACACUAAGUGCAAUGGGCUCCUUCCAGUCUGGGGGCCCCACGUCCCUGAGUCGGCUUUUGCCACUUGCUUGGCAAGGCACAACACUUACCUCCAGGAGUGUACGGGCCAGCGGGAGCCCACGUACCAGCUCAACAUCCAUGACAUCAAGCUGCUUUUCCUGCGCUUCGCCAUGGAGCAGUCGUUCAGCGCGGACACCGGCGGGGGUGGCCGGGAGAGCAACAUCCACCUGAUCCCAUACAUCGUUCACACUGUGCUUUACGUCCUGAACACAACCCGAGCAACCUCCCGUGAGGAAAAGAACCUCCAGGGUUUUCUGGAGCAGCCCAAGGAGAAGUGGGUGGAGAGUGCCUUUGAAGUGGAUGGGCCCCACUAUUUCACGGUCCUGGCCCUCCACAUCCUUCCCCCCGAGAAGUGGAGAACCAUACGUGUGGAAAUCUUGCGGAGGCUGCUGGUGACCUCUCAUGCCCGGGCCGUGGCUCCAGGGGGAGCUGCCAGGCUGACAGACAAGGCUGUGAGGGACUACUCUGCUUACCGCUCUUCUCUUCUCUUUUGGGCCCUCGUCGAUCUCAUUUACAACAUGUUUAAGAAGGUGCCUACCAGCAACACGGAGGGCGGCUGGUCCUGCUCUCUCGCGGAGUACAUCCGCCACAACGACAUGCCCAUCUAUGAAGCUGCUGACCGAGCCCUGAAGACCUUCCAGGAGGAGUUCAUGCCGGUGGAGACCUUCUCCGAGUUCCUCGACGUGGCCGGUCUGUUAUCAGAAAUCACGGACCCAGAGAGCUUCCUGAAGGACCUGUUGAACUCAGUCCCCUGACCUCACACAGGCGCAGCUGGCGGAGAGUGAAGCUGGCCGCCCCCUCCUGUGUCCUGCCCUCCUGUGCGUCCGUCUCCCCACGUGGGGUGCUGCCACAUUACUCUUCCCUCCUCCCUCCCUCGGUUUUUCUCGGAGUGGCUUGGGGUUUUUAGGCUUCCUGUUUUCUCUCGUGUGUGUGUGUGGCGCGCUAUGACAUCUCUGUGACCCGGGCCAUCGGAGGACCUGUACGCGCCUCGGAGCCGUGCGCUGUCCUUGGUCACUGAAUACUUGGGUGUGCGCAUCUUGAGAAAUAAAUGGAUGACUCAAUACCCGCUGAAAAGGAAGGUGUGGCCACUGCUUGGACAUCUGCGGUUCGGUGGUUCUGGCCGAGUGCUUCUCGGAGGGCACGCGUGCAGCCCAGGAAGACGUGUCUCGGGCCGCUGCCUGGGCCCGCUCGGCUCAGACGGAGCCUGUCUGUCCUGCGCCCGCCAGUUGGGGCGACUGAUCUUUCCUAAACAAAACCCUUGGUUUCUCUUCACUGUUUUGGCCUCAUAGCUGAAACCCAAAAGGCCUGUACAACUCUGAGCCUCACGUCUUCAACUGAAGGCAGGCAUGGGGGCAGGACUCCAGCUUUUCUGUGACAGAGGCACUCACUGUUCCCCUCGGGCUGGGCUUGGGGCCCCGAGUGACUCGGGCUGCCAUGGUGAAGUGGGUCUGGCGCACAUAGAGGAGCCAGAGUAGCUGUGCGCCUCCUCACGCCUGGCCUGCCUGUGCCGUGGUCGCUGGGCCCUGUGGCCCCGUGAGAGGGCUGUGAGCCGGUGUCGGGAGGCGCUGUGGCUGCUGCCUUAGCGACCCCAGCGCUGGGGCCUAGAGGCGCACGUGUGCUCCCGGAGACGGCGAGGUUUCUGAGGGACUGAUUGGCUCUAGGGAGGGAGCUUCGCUGGCUCCCACAGUGUCCUCGCCUGUAAUGUGGGGUGUUAGAACCUGCAGGUAAGGUGUUGGCACCUUGAGAAUUGAGGUCACUUGAGAAUUUGCCUGCCACGAAGUGGCACAGGGGCCACUCUGUUAACAAAUUUGUUCCCGUCUGUGGAAGUAUGCCUUUCUUUUCAGUGACGCUCCAUGCCCAGGUGGAGGAGGACAGAGGACCUUGGUCUUUGGGACACUGCUCACUGAACACAGCACGUCCAUCCCCUGUCCGUGUCUCCUGUCCCCCAAAGGCCGUCUGGGCACAUGUCAGCUGGAGCUGCUGUCACGUAACAUGCUGGCAGGCAGCGGAUGGGAGCCGCUUCACCUGGGACGGCAGAGCAGAAGGGAGGGUGGGGGAAGGUGCCAGUGUAAACAGUCAGGUUACACCCCUGCUGGGUGUCGGCCUGCUGUUCCGUGUGGCACGUCUGCAGGCUGAGCCGUCUAUAGCGUCACCUUAGGCGCCGAGUGUGGCCGUGGCCGUGGCGUCUGCAGAGCUGGCACUGCUGUGCUCCGCGCACGGCGCUCUCUUCUUGUCUGCUCUUUGUUUUUUAUUUCUUGUGGAAGCCUCUCAGAGUUUUGCCUCAGGCCCAAUACAUCAAGCUGCCUGUUUUCCCUGU